AUGAAAAGCCUAGAAGAACAAUGGGAAAAGCUCAGGUUAAUGGAAGAAGAAAAGCGGAAUGUAGAACCGAACGAUAGUAUUCCUGAGGAGAUCAAGAAUAAGGGAGAUAGAAGCUUGGUUGGCAAAGUGUGGAUGGAAAGAAAGAUUAGUCAAGGUGUUAUAGAAUCUACGAUUGCAAAGGUUUGGAAGUUAAGCAGGGUGGCUAAGUUUCUAGAAGUGGGGAAGAAUGUUUUUGUCAUCAUCUUUGCAACCCAUACAGACAAACAUAAAGUAUGGGGAGGGAAACCUUGGCUAUUCAACAACCAAUUGAUGGUGCUGCAGAUAUUUGAUGGAUUCAUUCCUCCACUGAAGAUGAUUUUUGAACGAGAGGAUUUAUGGGUGCAGAAGCAUAAUCUCCCCUUAGCUUACAUGACGAAGAAAAGAGGUGAGCAGUUGGGAAGUGCAAUGGGUAAGGUGGUGGAUGUUGACGUGCAAGAUGAUGGGAGUGGAUGGGGAUGUUGUCUCCGGGUCUUUAUCGAAAUGGAUCUCACCAAACCACUAGCGAGAGGGAGAACAAUUACAGCCAAGGUAACAAAAUGUGGGUCUCUUUCAGGUAUGAGAAAUUCCCUCAUAGAUGUUUAUCUUGUGGUAGGAUAA
Juglans regia (Persian walnut) is the source of this 636-nucleotide messenger RNA. RefSeq lists its product as uncharacterized. The record is from RefSeq and is a predicted model, not a curated record. Lineage: Eukaryota; Viridiplantae; Streptophyta; Magnoliopsida; Fagales; Juglandaceae. The transcript has a single exon. Bases 1 to 636 code for a protein of 211 amino acids.